AUGGGCGAAUCGGAGACGAGAGCCGCGUUCUCCGGUGAUUUUCACACCGCUGGUAACUUUUUCCCCUUUCGGCCUGACAGAAAAUUGUCUCUUCACUUCCAGAACUGCUGUACAUGCCCAUGUGGGGCAGCUUGGCAAUCGUGACUCUGUUCUUCAUCGGAGUUCUUCUCACGUAUAUCAUCUCGAUCAAAGUAAGCAUCCUAUGUGAACAGAAAAACAGAAGGAAACUUGAUAGUUCAUGUUGCAGAAGUCACUGCGCAGACCCGUCAAACCAAUAUUGUCGCUGAUCGAACAAAGGUGAGUUAUGUUAUGCAACACUUUUUUGACAAAUUGACCGGCUUUUGUUGCAGACAAGUUCUAGCCGGUGCAAGGCGAGACAACAUUCGGCUCGUGGAGGAAAAUCUGGUUUUAUAAGUGAAUUUUGACUCUAUUAAGUGAACGUUUGGUAAAUGAAUUUGAUUCUUUUUCACUUUCUUUUUCUUGAAUCCGUUUUGUUCAGAUGUCAUUGUCUUCCAAGAGUAAUACAGUAGGUUCCGACCAAUCAGAGCGGGAGGCAGAAAGUGUCGUUGCUCUUGUUAUCAUUCGCUCGAAAUUGAAAUAGCACGACGCGUUUAGUUCAGUUUUGAUGUCAUUGAAACGUUUUCUCAACUUCAUUCAGUAAUCGGAUUAACAUUCUCUCUGAAUUUUGAUUUACAGUAUCCCAAAUGGAUUUUUCGGGAUUUCCAUCCUUCAUCGAGAUAGUUUUCGGCUACUUUUUUCCGUUUCUGUUCCUGCAAUGCCUACUCAAUCGUUUUAAGUACUUGGAACAGGUUAGCAAUUUUUAACUGAUUCGUACAAUUUGUAAUAACCCGCACGUUUUCGUUUUCAGGAGAGACUGGAGAGACUGCAGAGACGUGGAUGGAUCAAUCAGGAUGAACACGUGGUCGAGCUGGAACCGCAGAAUCAGAACAACAAUACCUACAAGUUGGACCUCAUCAUCUGCAAAAUAGGAAUCACUUUCGGUCAACCGGAGCAGUAA
Messenger RNA from Caenorhabditis sp. 36 PRJEB53466, 1018 nucleotides. Lineage: Eukaryota; Metazoa; Nematoda; Chromadorea; Rhabditida; Rhabditidae. The record is from the annotation of a GenBank genome assembly.